Messenger RNA from Laetiporus sulphureus 93-53, 219 nucleotides. RefSeq lists its product as uncharacterized. Gene Ontology annotation, biological process: regulation of transcription by RNA polymerase II. The annotation marks the transcript as partial. The transcript has a single exon. Gene Ontology annotation, molecular function: RNA polymerase II cis-regulatory region sequence-specific DNA binding; DNA-binding transcription factor activity, RNA polymerase II-specific. NCBI's taxonomy places the organism in Eukaryota, Fungi, Basidiomycota, Agaricomycetes, Polyporales, Laetiporaceae. The record is from RefSeq and is a predicted model, not a curated record. Gene Ontology annotation, cellular component: nucleus.
AUUCCCCGUCCUCCCAAUGCGUUCAUGCUAUAUCGAUCUCACCUCUGUGCGAAGGAGAAGAUCAAAGGGACGGUCGUCAAUAACUACUGUCAUAUCAGCCGUAUCGCCGCUACUAUCUGGAGGGACCUCCCUGAAACUGAGCGCGCCCCUUACCGACGGUGGGCAGAGGUCGUGAAGCGGCGCCACGCUGAGCAGCAUCCGGACUACAAGUACUCUCCC